GGGGCAGGAAAUAAAGCAAAAUUGGUGAUGAGAUUUCACAAAGUGAAGGUACAAAAGAGAGCUCCUACAAUGUUUUUUUUGCUGCAGAUGUAAGAGGCAGAAAAACAGAGAGUCAGACUAAGAGAGAUAUAGAAAGAGAUUGACUGAGUGAGAUGUGGAAAUCAAGCCGACUCCCACUGCAUAUGCUACAACCGUCCCUUCCCUCCCCUCCCCUCCUUACUUGACUCUUCGCUUCUUGUCAUUCGUCAGUCGCCAUUUUUCCGGUAACCCCGAAACCGAAGAGCUUUAAUCCUCAAUUUUGCUUUGUUCCCUUCUUUUGGAUUUUUACCGUUCAAGUGUGCCGUUUGUUUCCCGAGAAGCUCCGGUGGGGGUGGACUUGUUAGAAUCUGGCAUCCCAGUUACCAGAAUUGUAAUUCUCAACCACCAAGUUAAUGAUCCUGCCGAUUGCUUUAAAGUUUUUUUUCCUCUUUGGGAUUAAGCUGCUGAGAGUUGGUAUCCCUGUUUCUGUUGUAUAGGUAUUUGAAUAGACUCAUUGCUGUUUGGUUGCUGGGAAAAAUAGAGGGGAAGUGAAAUGGAAAUUAUUGAAUUUACCGUUUCUCGGCAGCUAUUUUCAUCUUGAUGUGAGUUGAUCAUAUUUUGAACGAAGAGAGUUAGGUAUUGACGUAUUGUUAAUUAAUUUGUUGUUUUGUGUUGGUCGAUAUUGUCAUUUUCUAUGUGCUCCCUUUUUCUUUCCUUCUUUUGUUGGAUUUUCCUUCAAGAGUCGCUAUCACUAUAUGAUUCGUGCAGUAAUUUAUUCCAGUUAGCGGUCUCAGAAUUUGAUAGCAGUUAAUGUUGAUUUCACCACUUACUUAAUUAGGGAAUUAGAGUUGCUGGGAAUAUUUCUUGCUGAGUUGUUCCAUAUCAGCUUCUCCACCCCUUUAAAAUAAUCAAAAUUUAGUCAACUUAGUUCAACAGUGCAAAUGAACCUGGCUUUAGGAUUGACAAAGUUUUUUUGGGAUGCUAGCAGGUCUCUGAAAGUUGUUCAACUUCUGCUCUUUACUGAAAACAUGGAGUCUUGGAGUUAUGCUUCAGAAGGAAGAGCCCAUUUCUUCACUGAUGAGGUAGAAUUCCCGGUUGACGUGUUCUCGAGUAGUCAAACAGAAGUGGGAGAAUGGGACAGGGAAUCAAUUGAUAGCCUGGAAUUUGUUGGUACGGGUUUGCAUGAUGUGCCAAUAAGUCCUUCUUAUGGAGAUAACAAAACCCCUGUUUUGGAGAUGUUUGGUGGUAGUGUUCUGGGUUUUGAUUCGCAUAUCUUGGUAGCUUCAAAUUCCCAUUUAGCACCCAGCAGUCAGGGAUCAUCAUCACUUAUUGAUUUGAAGCUAGGGAGUUUGGGUGACUGCAUAGAUGCACAGAACAGUGAGUUUUGCCAUAAGAGAGCACUGCUGCAUUCUGUGGAACAUGCUACUCCAGUGAAGAGAGCUCGAAUCAUGAUUCCAUUCUGUCAGGUCUAUGGUUGUGACAAGGAUCUUAGCUCCUUGAAGGAGUACCACAAGCGGCAUAAAGUGUGUGAGCUCCACACUAAGACUCCUAAGGUCAUUGUUAAUGGGAUUGAACAGAGAUUUUGCCAGCAGUGCAGCAGGUUCCAUUUGCUAUGUGAGUUUGAUGAUGGCAAGCGUAGCUGUCGAAAACGCCUAGCAGGCCACAAUCAAAGGAGAAGGAAGCCUCAAUUCAGUGGCUUCUCGAACAAUGCCUACAAGCUACUGCAACAAUAUCAAGGCAGUAGAUUUAUCGACACUCCUCUACCUAAGAGAACUUCAUUCCUGUUCCCAGAUAUGCUCCCAAGUGGUCAUCGCUUUCCAGAAGCUAACCGGUACAGUCAUGUUUCUUCGUUUGACGAAAAGCCAAGUUUUAAUCCUCAGUCAGCAUUUCCGAUGACUAGUGACCAGUGGCUGGCAAGCCAACCAGAUUACUCAGUCUCAUCAUUCAUACACGACGAGCUAGCUGGGGUAUCAUCCCACUCUAGCCGUGCUCUCUCUCUUCUGUCACACAAAGCACAAUACCCUAAGGGCAUUUCCUCUAGUCGGUUGGAUCACUCCUACCAGAGUUCAGAUGUUUCGAAUUCCAAGAACCGUGGUUCUCCAGAGAAUGAACAUACAGUUGACUUGCUUCAGCUGUCAUCACACCUUCAACGUGUGGAACAACAACGGACCAUCAUACAAAUGAAGAACGAGACCGAGGAUUUAUUUGGUUUCUUCACAACCAAUGGCCUAAGUGUAUAAAUAAAGAAGAACAAUCCAGGUGUUGCUGAAGCUCCUUUUCAAGAAUCAGCAGUGUAGAUAAAAUUACAAAUGCUUAGGUACUGCUUUUUUCCGUUUUUUUUUUUUUUUUUUUUUUUUUGGUUUCUUGUUGACAAACUGAAAUUCUACAUGGCAGAAAGAAAACAGAUUGUGAUGUUUCUUUCUUCUUUAUUCAAUUUUAGCACAGAUUGUGGCUUUGGAAUUGCUGUAAGAUACUCUUGAUAUUUGAUUCUCUUUUUCAAGCUGUACUUGGAGAACCAUGUUCCUAGUUCAGGUUUCCUUUUUCAAGCCUGAACCUUUCAGUCAUUGAAGGGGCGUGUUUAGAAGGGACAAGAUCAAGUUUGUAAAGGGAAAUUAAGGAGUGUGUGAGAGUGAGAGAGCAUUUUCCAAGUUUGUAAAGCUAUUUCCUUUUUGUAUAGAAUCUUUUAUGUAAGCAGCAGCAGGGUCCUUUCUUUUGCUUCAGUGUUUUCUGUGUAAAGGGUGUCAAGCAUGCAUUUUCCCCACCAUAAUAAACUGAACUUUCCCAG
Linum trigynum is the source of this 2803-nucleotide messenger RNA. NCBI's taxonomy places the organism in Eukaryota, Viridiplantae, Streptophyta, Magnoliopsida, Malpighiales, Linaceae. The record is from the annotation of a GenBank genome assembly.